Messenger RNA from Micropterus dolomieu (smallmouth bass), 2378 nucleotides. It is a transcript of the gene syt7b, whose product is annotated as synaptotagmin VIIb. The transcript has 12 exons. The coding region runs from base 192 to 1694 and encodes 500 amino acids. Gene Ontology annotation, molecular function: calcium ion binding; clathrin binding; phosphatidylserine binding. Lineage: Eukaryota; Metazoa; Chordata; Actinopteri; Centrarchiformes; Centrarchidae. The record is from RefSeq and is a predicted model, not a curated record. Gene Ontology annotation, biological process: regulation of calcium ion-dependent exocytosis; calcium-ion regulated exocytosis; regulation of dopamine secretion. Gene Ontology annotation, cellular component: membrane; synapse; synaptic vesicle.
GAGACGUUCUUUCCACAGCUGGAAAGAGGAAUAAGCCUGGGGUGGAGGCUGCCAGCUCUCCAGAUUCUGUGCGAGGUCGAGGGGAAAAUAAAGCCAUCAAUGAUCUAGACAGAGACUUUUGGAAUAACAAUGACAGCAGCAACGUGCAACAGAGGUGGAGCUCCUACCCGCCCAAGGAGUUCCUCUUAAACAUGUCUCCCUAUGCUCCCUACGGAGACCCUCGCCUCACGCCCAAUUUCGGGGAUGCUUCCCUCUCGUCUGCUUCCACCCUGGAGCACAUCCCGUCCUCAGCCGUGGCGCGUCCUCGGCCCCUGGUCCGGCAGCAGAGCCUCCAACAGCCCCUCACUCACCAGCCCCCUCCGGGUCCCAACGACCCCCCGGUCACCUCACAAAGCUUGGGCCAGCUGCACACAGGCCCAGGCGGCGGGGGCCACCGUGGGGGCCCGCGCGGGGUCCGGGGGAGUCCGGCUGGAGCCUCCCGGUACAGAGGAACCGGUGCAGGCCGAUCAAGGUCAAAUCCUGGCAGCUGGGAUCACAUGGUGGAGCAGAUCCGCAACAGAGGGCUGGACGUCAAGUCGUUUUUUGAGGGGAAGAUGGUUGUUCUGUCUCUAGCAAUCGGGCUGGCUGAACAGGAUGACUUUGCCAACCUCCCAGAUCUACAGGAAGCACCAGCAAGCAAAGAAAACGAAACCACACCAGAAAAGAGGCUCCCGACCCCAGGUAACAAACCAGGCAGCAGCCCCAGAGGUCAGACCCCAGAUGAGACUGGACGCCGCCACGAUGCUAACUCCUCUGUUUCUGAUUUGGCCAACUCAGUCACCAGUGACAUGCUCAUGUUGUCUCCAGGUUCAGAGGAAGAUGAUCAUGAGGGUCCAGUGUGUGAGAAGCUGGGUCGUAUUCAGUUCAGUGUUGGAUACAGUUUUCAGGACUCCACCCUCACUGUCAAAAUUCUCAAGGGCCAGGAUUUGCCUGCUAAGGACUUUUCCGGCACUUCUGAUCCAUUUGUCAAACUCUACCUGCUGCCAGACAAGAAGCACAAAUUGGAGACCAAAGUCAAGAGGAAGAACCUAAACCCCCACUGGAAUGAAACCUUUCUGUUUGAAGGAUUCCCCUAUGAGAAGGUGGUCCAGAGGACUCUAUACCUGCAGGUUCUCGACUACGACCGCUUCAGCAGGAAUGACCCCAUAGGAGAGGUGUCCAUCCCUCUCAACAAACUGGACCUGGCCAACAUGCAGACUUUCUGGAAGGAGCUGAAACCAUGCAGCGAUGGCAGCGGGAGUCGAGGGGAUCUGCUGGUGUCUCUGUGCUACAACCCCACAGCCAACACCAUCACUGUGAGCAUCAUCAAAGCCCGCAACCUCAAAGCCAUGGAUAUUGGAGGCACUUCUGACCCCUAUGUAAAAGUGUGGUUGAUGCACAAGGACAAGCGCGUGGAGAAGAAGAAGACAGUGGUAAUGAAGCGCUGUCUGAACCCUGUUUUCAACGAGUCCUUCCCCUUUGAUGUGCCUGCCCAUGUGCUGAGGGAGACCACCAUAAUUAUCACCGUCAUGGACAAGGACAGGCUCAGUCGCAAUGAUGUCAUUGGAAAGAUUUAUCUCUCAUGGAAGAGUGGCCCUGCAGAGGUAAAACACUGGAAAGACAUGAUGGGUCGCCCUCGUACUGCUGUGUCCCAGUGGCACGCUCUCAAGGCCUGAGUUACCCAGCGACCAACCUGCCUAUAGUGUUUCCCCCACUCAGAAUUCAGCAUCAGCAUUUCAGCCCCUGCCCUCAACCCAUAUCCCCUCCUCCCCUAACUUCAGUCUCGGGCUGCAGACAAUGUGUGUCAUCUCUUUGUUCUCAGGCCUCUUUGAUAUCCUCUGCCCUUAGUCCUCAUGACACCAUCCUUAAAUUACACCCAUGUCAAGUUUUGAUUCCCACCUGACCCCCACCCUCUCUCAUCCAUUUGUCUGAAGUUAAAAAACGUCUUUAAUGUCUUCACUCACUUCCUCCUUGUGCCCUCUUUCUAUGAGAUUUCUUUUCAAGAUACCCUUCAGUCUUUCCUCCACCUUGUCAACCAUUCCCAGUGUUUAACAUCAGAGCAGUACAUUUUGCCACCCAUGAAUACAAACUACCAACCAAAAAUGGAUCAAACUGGUAUUCCAACCAUCCGCUGUGGUGGCAAGACGGGCUGUGUUAAACCAUGCACCUAAGUGUGAAUGGCACUGAUCUGUGCAACUCAUUUCCACCUACAUCUGGUGUUGCAGUGCGGAAUCUUUUCUCCUCCUCUGUUCAAGUCCUCUUCCAUUACUAUCACUAUUCCUCCAUACCCUUAAAAUGCCUGAAAAAUCAGGAAAACCGACACAGGCAAUGGAAAAGUGAUGGGCUGUAUUUAAAAUGGA